Molecule: messenger RNA, 761 nt
Organism: Alternaria alternata
Lineage: Eukaryota; Fungi; Ascomycota; Dothideomycetes; Pleosporales; Pleosporaceae
Exons: 2
Coding region: 113-613 (166 amino acids)
Source: RefSeq, a predicted model, not a curated record
CGCGCCGUUCGUCGAGUUCGAGUAUGUCGGAAGCUGAGUCGUUACGCGCGAUCUGAGCUUGAGUAAGGCUGUCGGGACUUACAAAGGGCGUUUGAUGACUUUAUGAACAUGCAUGUAUAGGGUUAAUAAUGGGCAUUGGGAUGGGGUUCUUCGGCGUAGUAUAUAUUUGGACCACACAAUCAAAAGCGUCGUCUGUUCACCAAUUCUAUCCAAUCUCGUAGCGAGAAAACCAUUUUGUUUUGUGGUCAUCGAAAGAAGCGAUUGCAUGCAAUCGUGUGGCCGGUCGCAAGCCUAUGCGAUUACCUUAGUUCGUAAGGAGCAGAAUCCGCAACUGCCACCCCCACCAUUCCACCCGCCCCGCCUGGGCCAGGUAUCCACGUGCAGAGCUUGUCUAUCGAUUGAGGCUCAAUUUCAACGACAUUCCAUGCCUUACAGUAUCUUCUACUUUGAAAAGGAUCCUGCCACGCCAUGGUCUCUCCGGAAAUCGAUCACCCGCACAUUGCGCAGGCAAGCGAAGCGACACUAUCCACAUUCUGCGGGACAAUCCUCCACGAUAAUGCUCACUGGGCCUUCCGACGAGUCUUCGAUGCGCUGCAGGUCUAGUGCACCAUAACCACGCGUUGCCAUCAUGGCGUAUUGGUUUACGAGACGUAUCAUUGGCGGUGCCGCCACACCUGUAAUCAGACAAGCCUUAAGUGGCAUACGUGGCAAACAUCAACCUGUCAUAUGCGGCAGCGCUGCUUACUGUCGUAUCUCUACCC